Messenger RNA from Myripristis murdjan (pinecone soldierfish), 966 nucleotides. RefSeq names its product NSE1 component of SMC5/6 complex (gene nsmce1). Gene Ontology annotation, cellular component: Smc5-Smc6 complex; nucleus. NCBI's taxonomy places the organism in Eukaryota, Metazoa, Chordata, Actinopteri, Holocentriformes, Holocentridae. Bases 69 to 857 code for a protein of 262 amino acids. The transcript has 8 exons. Gene Ontology annotation, biological process: double-strand break repair via homologous recombination. Gene Ontology annotation, molecular function: ubiquitin-protein transferase activity. The record is from RefSeq and is a predicted model, not a curated record.
AAGUUUCGUGAGGAGCCGUUUGGUCUCCAUCUCACUAAACUGUGUGUUGCUGAAAACACGGAGAUAACAUGACGACUCCAACACUGGCUGGAUAUAUCGGCCCAUCCCGAGCUAUGUCACGACCGAUGGGAGACAGCCAUCGACGGUUCCUACAAGCCAUGAUGGCUAAAGGCAUCAUUAAUGAACAGGAAGCAAGGGCUCUCCAUCGGCAUUGCUGUGAUGCACACAAUGCACACUGUGCCCCUGACAGACUGGAUGAGUUCAUUGAUGUCAUCAGCUCACACUUACAGCCCAUGUUCAUGCAGAUUAGAAAAGGGAUGUCUGAAGAAGAUGGUCUCCCGUACUAUGCCUUGGUGAACAUGGCUGAGACUGAUGUCACCAGAAUGUCGUCAGAUUAUGCUGACAAUGAACUGGAGCUGUUCAGGAAAACGAUGGACCUGAUUUUGGGCUCUGAGACCGGAUCAGUCUCUUCCACCGACAUCCUUAACAGCGCCGACAGCCUGCAGACCAAGAAGCUGAAGAAGAGUGAGACGGAGCACCUCCUGAGCCGACUGGUGAUGGAUAAAUGGCUCAAUGAGAAACGGGGUGAGUACACCCUGUCCACUAGAUGCAUCAUAGAGAUGGAGCCAUACAUCCGCACAAUGUACCAAGACCAGGUGAAACUGUGCCACAUCUGCCAUAACAUUGUGUUCCAGUGCCAGAUCUGUGAGAAUCCUACAUGUGGCAUAAAGAUACACAACCCAUGUGUGGCCAGAUACUUCAAAGGAAGAGCAGAGCCGAGGUGUCCUGCCUGUGAUGACUUCUGGCCACAUGAAAUCCCUGAGGUAAGGCGGCUUCAGUCUCAGUCCAGGAGAUAAAUAGCACUGUCGUCUUUUCAACAGCCACAAAUGUCCUUUAUGUUUGUUAAAAUUCUUAUAUUUUAUAUAUUUUUUGUUAAAUAAAUUCAAAUUAUUUGAAAACUUCAAA